Tripterygium wilfordii is the source of this 5672-nucleotide messenger RNA. Its product is annotated as DNA-directed RNA polymerase I subunit 1. The record is from RefSeq and is a predicted model, not a curated record. Lineage: Eukaryota; Viridiplantae; Streptophyta; Magnoliopsida; Celastrales; Celastraceae. The transcript has 20 exons. Gene Ontology annotation, biological process: DNA-templated transcription. Gene Ontology annotation, molecular function: DNA-directed RNA polymerase activity; DNA binding. Gene Ontology annotation, cellular component: RNA polymerase I complex. Bases 180 to 5381 code for a protein of 1733 amino acids.
GAUGUCCAUUAAACCAUCCCUAAACCCUAAUCUCACCCUCUCCCACCCUCACCGUCUCACUCUGAUCAUCUCAAUCGGUAGUACUGUUCCCUAGUUUCCCCUCCUAAAUUCUUUUCGCAUCAUCUUUUCGGUCAACUCUUCAACUUCUACUUUGAUUUAGUCUCAGAGAUAUUCCUGCAAUGGCUCAAACCUCCGAUGUAGUCACUGAAGAAAUUGGUGGAGUUGUCUUCAGCUUUAUGACCGAUGAAGACAUUCAGAAGCAUAGCCUCGUGAGGAUAACAAGUGACAGGCUUGUUGAUACUGUGAACCAACCUGUUCCUGGAGGACUUUAUGAUCCUGCGUUGGGGCCGCUUGAUGAGAGAACUCCUUGUAAGUCAUGUGGGCAGGGGGCGUUUAAUUGUCCAGGACAUUGUGGUCAUAUUGACCUUCUUGUUCCUGUUUAUAAUCCCUUGCUAUUCCAUACUCUUUAUACUCUUCUGCGAGAGGUGUGCUUCUUUUGCCAUCAUUUUAAGGCCAACAGAAGCCAGGUCAAGAAGUGUGUUUCUCAAUUGGAACUCAUCAUAAAAGGUGAUAUUAUUGGAGCUAAAAGGUUGGACUCAUCCUCACUGGAUGAAUAUCCAGAGGACAGCAGUGGAAGCCACGAAUCAAGUUCCACAGUUCACUCUGGUGCACAAUGCACUGAUGAUGAUGCUUUGAAGCAGCAGGAAUGGACUUCUAUGCAGUUUACUGAAGCGAAAUUUGUUUUGAAUACCUUUCUGAACCUGAAAAUUAAAAAAUGUGAGAACUGCAAUGCUAAAAGCCCUACGAUCAGCAAACCCUUCUUUGGGUGGUUUCAAAAGGGUGGUGUUUCAGAUGCACUUGCUGCAGCAAAUGUUCUUAGGGGGUUCAGUGUGAAAGGGGCAAUCACUGGUGGAGAUGGAGCAACAACUGAGCUGGAUGACGGUACUGAUGCUUCGGGAGUGUUCUCAGUAAACAGUGGUGAUGAAGCUGAAACACAUUCCUCUCAUGGGACUCCAGAUAGUGGUAAAGGAAAGCAUAGACGAAAAGGGAGAGAAGUACUCACAGCGUUCAUUGAACAGAAGAAUUUCUUCAAGGGAUCCUUGCUACCUUCAGAAGUUAAGAAUAUCUUAAAGCUGUUAUGGGAAAAUGAAGCUCAACUCUGCUCAUUUAUUGGUGAUAUUCAGCAGAAGGGAUUCGGUAAGCAAGUGGGUCCCUCGAUGUUCUUUUUGGAGAAAAUUCUUGUUCCUCCAAUCAAAUUCCGCCCCCUUGCGAGAGCAGGUGAUUCUGUGAUGGAGCAUCCACAUACUAAUUUAUUAGUUAAGGUGCUGAAGUCCAAUAUAUUAUUGGGAAAUGCCAUUGCUAACAGCGUAGACAAGUCUAUGGAACGAAGGUGGAUGGAACUUCAGCAAUCUGUUAAUAUCUUGUUCGACAGUAAAAAGGCGGGUCAAGGUCAAAGAGAUGUGCCUUCUGGGAUAUGUCAGUUGCUGGAGAAGAAGGAGGGCAUGUUCAGGCAGAAAAUGAUGGGAAAGAGGGUUAAUUAUGCAUGCCGUUCUGUCAUAUCCCCAGAUCCUUAUUUAGCAGUUAAUGAAAUUGGAAUUCCUCCAUAUUUUGCAUUGAGGUUAACUUAUCCUGAGAGAGUGACUCCCUGGAAUGUUGGGAAGUUGAGGGACGCUGUAAUCAAUGGAUCAGAAAUUCAUCCCGGAGCCACACAUUAUGUUGAUAAAUUGUCCACUGUGAAAUUACCAGCAAGCCGUAAGAUGCGUAUUUCUAUAUCAAGGAAAUUACCUUCUUCGAGAGGAGCAGUGUUGGAACCUGGAAAUGGUUGUGAUCAUGAAUUUGAAAGAAAACUUGUGUAUCGCCACUUGCAAGAUGGGGAUGUUGUGCUUGUUAAUCGACAGCCCACGCUUCACAAGCCCAGUAUAAUGGCACACGUGGUUCGUGUCUUGAAGGGAGAGAAGACAAUUCGGAUGCACUAUGCCAACUGCAGCACGUACAAUGCUGAUUUUGAUGGUGAUGAAAUGAAUGUUCAUUUCCCCCAAGAUGAAGUCUCACGUGCAGAAGCUUAUAACAUUGUUAACGCCAACGAUCAAUAUAUCAGGCCAUCCUCUGGUGAUCCAAUUAGAUCCUUAAUUCAGGAUCACAUCAUAAGUGCUGUACUUCUCACGAAGAGGGAUACCUUCUUAAGUCGUGAUGAAUUUAAUCAGCUUCUUUAUAGUUCUGGUGUGGGUACUGGUGGAUCAGUUUCAUUUGCUGGAAAACCUGGAAAUAAAGUUCUGAUCUCUAGUUUUGAGAAUGAGAUGGAGUCUCUUUUGCCUACUAUAUGGAAGCCGGAGCCAUUAUGGACUGGUAAACAGGUCAUUUCUGCUGUGCUGAAUCAUAUUACUCGUGGUAGACCUCCAUUUACAGUUGAGAAAGGAGGGAAAAUCUCUCAUGACUUUUUUAAGAGUAGAAGUAAUGAAGAGAAACUGAACACUGAAAAGGAUGUUGACUUAAAGAAACUGAGUGGUAAGAAAGACAAUGGUGAAGACUAUUUAAGCAAAGAAAAAAUAGUUGGUGGAGAUAAAAUGCACAAAGGGAAAAAGGAUGAUAAGGAGCCUGAUGAAGAUAAGUUGUUGAUCUAUAAAAAUGAGUUGGUUCGUGGCGUGAUUGACAAGGCGCAGUUUGCUGAUUAUGGUUUGGUUCAUACAGUACAUGAGCUAUAUGGCUCAAGUACUGCAGGCCUUUUGCUUUCUGCAUUGAGUCGAUUGUUUACUGUAUUUUUGCAGAUGCAUGGUUUCACAUGUGGAGUGAAUGACCUUUUAAUAAUUAAAGCCAAAGAUGAAGAAAGGAAGAGUCAACUUGAAAGUUGUGAAGAAAUCGGUGAAAAAGUUCAUCGUGAAUUUAUUAAGGUUCCCGAAAAUGUUGUAAUAGAUCCACUAGACCUCCAGUUUGAUAUUGAGAAAACCAUACGCAGAGAUGGGGAGCCAGCCAUGACCUUUUUGGACAGGAAGAUGACUAGUGGUCUUAAUGCAAAAACCAGCUCUGGGGCUUUAAGUGAGCUAUUAUCUGAGGGUUUGUUAAGACCAUCUGGAAAGAACUGUAUUUCUCUAAUGACUACCUCUGGGGCGAAAGGUAGUAAGGUGAAUUUCCAACAAAUAUCUUCCCAUUUGGGUCAACAAGAAUUAGAAGGCAAACGAGUCCCCCGUAUGGUGUCUGGAAAGACAUUACCGUGCUUUCAUUCAUGGGAUUGGACUUCUCGAGCUGGAGGUUUUAUAACUGAUCGAUUUCUUAGUGGACUUCGUCCUCAAGAGUACUACUUCCAUUGCAUGGCUGGUCGUGAAGGGUUAGUAGAUACGGCAGUCAAAACAUCUCGCAGUGGAUACCUCCAAAGAUGCCUAAUAAAAAAUCUGGAGUGCUUGAAAGUCGGUUACGAUCAUACUGUCCGUGAUGUUGAUGGUUCCAUUGUUCAAUUUCAAUAUGGAGAAGAUGGUGUGGAUGUCCAUCGAACAAGUUUUAUUGGAAAAUUUGAAGCACUGGCAGCAAAUCAGGAAUUGCUUUACAAAAAAUGUGGACAACAAAAGGACAAUGGAAGUUUGGAUAUUCAGCUUGAUCCAUCUAAUAACUACAUUACAAAGUUGCCUGUUGCACUUCAAGAAAAAGCUGAAAAAUUCAUGGGCGGUUUAUCCUUGAAUGAGCGGGUUUCUUCUAAUUUAGUAAAACAAGAUGACCUAAUAAAGUUAUUGAAGCUCAAAUUCUUGCUAAGUCUCGCCCAGCCUGGGGAACCAGUAGGUGUGCUUGCUGCUCAGUCUGUAGGAGAACCAUCAACACAGAUGACGUUGAAUACUUUUCAUCUGGCUGGCCGAGGUGAAAUGAAUGUGACUCUUGGAAUUCCUCGUCUACAAGAAAUAUUUAUGACUGCUUCAGCUCAAAUUAAAACUCCAGUGAUGACAUGCCCCUUGCAAGAAGGGAAAACAGAGAAUGAUGCUAACCGUCUUGCUGAUAAAUUGAAGAAGAUAACUGUUGCAGAUAUAAUAGAGAAUAUGGAAGUUUCCGUUCUGCCAUCGGCUGUGGAGAACAAUCAAAUUUGUCGUAUUUACAAGCUUAAGAUGAAGCUUUACAAAUCUGAGCACUAUCCCAAAAACACUGAUAUUACGGUAGAAGAUUGGGAGGAGACCCUAGAAGUUGUAUUUGUAAGGGAAUUGGAGGACGCGAUAGAGAAUCAUCUUUCUUUGCUGUCCAAAAUCAGUGGCAUUAAAAUUUUUGGGCAAGCAAAAGCUUCAGGUGCGAAAGAUGAAGAUGGGUCUGUCAAUGAAGCGCGUCAUGGGGAAAACGAUGACAAUGAUGAUGAUGGCGAUGAGGAUGAUGCUGGUGGUGAGGCUGAGGAUCUUGGUUCCUAUGCUCAAAGGCAAAAGUUGCAAGCAAGUGAUGAAAUGAAUUAUGAUGAUGGUUCUGAAGAGGAAGGUGAAACAGAUCAGGAUGAUGUGGAGCUGUCAUCCAGAUCUGAAGGUGAAACUAAUUGUGUUGAGAAUGAGACUGAGAUUAGCAAGGAUAAAGAGAUGAGCACACAUGAUGAUGAAGGUGAGAUGAUUGAAAGUCAAAUUCUUAGACGCUCCACUAAGCAUGAAUCGAAGCUCAAGAAGAAGCAUGAGUCAAAGGACAAGACCAAAUCAAGAACCAAAAGAAAGAAGUCCAGAGCAGCAUUAGUCAAAAAGGAAACUGAUCGAGCAAUCUUUAUUGAAGCUAGUGGAUUUCAUUUUGAGGUUCAUUUUCAAUUUACGAAUGAACCUCAUCUUUUGCUGGCGCAGAUAGCUGAGCGGACAGCUGAAAGGGUUUACAUUCAAAGAUACGGAAAGAUUGACAAGUGUAGAGUGACGAAUUGCAAAGAAAAUCAAGUGAUUUACUAUGGUAAAAAUCCCAAGAGAAGGAAUGAUGUCUCAUCUGAAGAGAAAGAGAAAAUCCCUGCUCUGCAUACGACUGGAGUGGAUUUCAAGGCACUUUGGCAAAUGCAGGAUCACCUUGAUGUCAGGUAUCUGUAUUCAAACAGUAUUCAUGCAAUGCUAAAUACUUAUGGAGUGGAAGCUGCCAGGGAGACCAUCAUCAGGGAGGUAAUGCAUGUUUUUGGUUCGUAUGGGAUAUCUGUCAAUAUCAGGCACCUAACACUUAUUGCCGACUACAUGACCCACUCUGGGGGGUAUCGGCCAAUGAAUCGACAUGGGGCCAUAAAAGACUCUAUAUCUCCUUUUAUUAAAAUGUCUUUUGAGACAGCGUCCAAGUUCUUUGUUGAGGCCGCAUAUCUUGGGGAAAGGGACAAUUUGGACACCCCAUCUGCUAGGAUCUGUCUUGGUUUACCGGUGAAAUUGGGAACUGGAUCUUUUGAAUUGAUGCAGAAAGUUGAAAUUUGAUAUAUGGUGAAAUAUAUAUUUGUUCCUUUGUCAAUCUAUUGCUCGAGUGUUAUAUAUAAUGAUUAAUGAAUUAAGUUUUUCCUCAUCGUUAAUGAGUCAGCGUGCUCAGUUUUGUAUUACGAUGGGUGGUUUAUGUUAAAUUCAACCUAUGUCAUAUGUCUACAAGGGAGAAAGAAGAGAGAUGUAAUGUUUUAGAACAAUCAAAGUAGUAUUGUGAGUGUACUGAUGUAUACCGUGUCCCUUGCACAUAUAUAAGAUUCAAAUCCCCUAUUAUUUAAUUUAUUUUUCUAU